AUGGCUCAAAUCUUAAUCCUUUACCCCUCUGGCCACCCUUUCGAUCUGGACUAUUAUCUCAAGAGUCACAUUCCCCUGGUUUCUAAGGUUUGGGGACCUCUUGGCCUUCAAGGCUGGGAUGUUCUGACGUUUCCUACCGGUGCACCUUAUCAGGUUCAGGCAACUUUAAAAUGGAAGAGCUUGGAAGCGUACGGGGAGGCAGCCACCGGCGAGCCUGCACAGGGGCUUUUUGGCGAUAUUAAAAACUUUACCACUGCUGAGCCGGUUCUGCUUAAGGGGUCGGUUGUCGGGAGUUCUGUUGAAUAG
Fusarium sp. VM40 is the source of this 306-nucleotide messenger RNA. NCBI's taxonomy places the organism in Eukaryota, Fungi, Ascomycota, Sordariomycetes, Hypocreales, Nectriaceae. The record is from the annotation of a GenBank genome assembly.